GGGCCUCGGCGGGGCGGCCUCGCCGGAGCCGCCAAGUUUGGCUGUGGCGGCAAAUGGGCUUGGGCGGCUCCUGGGCGGGUGGCGGUGGUGGCCAGCGCGGUUCCUCCUGGCCCUGUUAAUGUCGGGGCCCAGUCCGGGAAGGAUGGCGCCCUAGGACCCGGCCUUUCGGGGGUCGGGGCGGGAGGGUCGGGGGCGGCCGGCCGGCCAUGUCGGAGGUGACCCGGAGUCUGCUGCAGCGCUGGGGCGCCAGUUUUAGGAGAGGCGCCGACUUCGACUCUUGGGGCCAGCUGGUGGAGGCGAUAGACGAGUAUCAGAUACUAGCAAGACAUCUACAAAAAGAGGCCCAAGCUCAACACAAUAAUUCUGAAUUCACAGAAGAACAAAAGAAAACCAUAGGCAAAAUUGCAACAUGCUUGGAAUUACGAAGUGCAGCUCUACAGUCCACCCAGUCCCAAGAAGAAUUUAAGCUGGAGGACUUGAAGAAACUAGAACCAAUCUUGAAGAAUAUUCUUACCUAUAAUAAAGAAUUUCCAUUUGAUGUUCAGCCUGUCCCCUUAAGAAGAAUUUUAGCACCUGGUGAAGAAGAGAAUUUGGAAUUUGAAGAAGAUGAAGAAGAGGGUGGUGCCGGAGCAGGGUCUCCCGAUUCCUUUCCUGCUAGAGUUCCGGGUACUUUGUUACCAAGGUUGCCAUCAGAACCAGGAAUGACUUUGCUCACUCUCAGAAUUGAGAAAAUCGGUCUGAAAGAUGCUGGGCAGUGCAUCGACCCCUACAUCACUGUUAGUGUGAAGGAUCUGAAUGGCAUAGAUCUAACUCCUGUGCAAGAUACUCCUGUGGCUUCAAGAAAAGAAGAUACAUAUGUGCAUUUUAAUGUGGACAUCGAGCUUCAGAAACAUGUUGAAAAGUUAACCAAAGGUGCAGCUAUUUUCUUUGAAUUCAAGCACUACAAGCCGAAGAAGAGGUUUACCAGCACCAAGUGUUUUGCUUUCAUGGAGAUGGAUGAAAUCAAACCUGGGCCCAUUGUGAUAGAACUGUACAAGAAACCCACUGACUUUAAAAGAAAGAAAUUACAAUUAUUGACCAAGAAACCACUUUAUCUUCAUCUACAUCAAACUUUGCACAAGGAAUGACCCUAGCACAGGUAACCUGGAACAGCUAUGGCCCGCACUGCCUAGCAGAGACCAUCAGAGCUGUGUGCACUCACCCUUCACAGGCAGGAAGCGAGCCCGCCUGUGCCAUAGGCUGGAGUGUGUCCACUGCACAGCAGCAGCACAGACUUCCGCGACCAGCACCUCACUGACUUGUCAGCCUCCUCUGGAUGCAGGGUUCUCCUACAUCCUGAAACAUGUUUUCACUUUUCUAUUAAUUGUGCAAUUAAUAGUCUCUUCUGACUCACCACUACUCCUGCCCUACAUCCUAGAACAAUGCAGCUGUGGGUGGGAUGUGCUCAUCUCCAGACUGAGUUCAGCAAUAAGAAUGUGCCAGAGUUUACACAUCUGUUCACUCCUGCACAAUGUGCUCUUCUUGGGUUUCUGAGUUAAUGACCAACUUUGGGUUUAAGUGGGUGGGAUGGUAUGAAACUGCUUUGAGAGGAAUUAAGAGAAUUAUGCAGCCCAGGAGAAUCAGUCUGAAAAUGCCUAGGCUGUCCUCACAGGUGGCAAUUUCAUCCUGAUCUCAGUUUACCUGCUCAGAAAUAGUGUGUGCCUUGGCCAGACUUGUACCCUCAACAGACAUGUUCCCAGGUGAGCAGAUUUUUUUUGCAAAGUGAACAUAUUUUUCAUCAUGGCAAUUACUGUCCUUCUACAUCAUGUUCCUCUUUCUGUAAGUGAUCCUAGGAGGCAUGGUGAAAGCACCUCAGAAUUAAAAAUUUGUAGGUGGAUUUGUCAUGUCUUACUAAAUCAUGCAAUUUGAAAGUAAUUUGGGUCAGAUGCUAAGGAGAUACUGUUGUUUUUCUGACAUCUGAUCAUGAACCCUGAAAACCUGGACAAUUAAGAGUGGUAAGGAUGCAGAAUCUGGGGAUAUGCUAUUUUUGUAUCCAUAGAUAGGGCUUCUGUUUAUUUCCUCUUUAGAGAUGCUGACAUUCUGAUGGAAAUAAGCAGGUCAUUGUCUUGUUAAAAUUUGACUAUUUACAUUACUUUUGAAUUUUAAGGAGACAAAUAUUCCAGACACAAGGUGGGUACUUGACACACAGAACAUUGAGAUUUGGGGUGAGCUUUCUACGGACUACACAUAGGGCCCACAUAUUUAGUAGUCACUGUUUGAAAUGACCAGUGGUAGCAGGAAGGGAAAUGCAGUGCCAGUAUGUGGCCUAAACGAGUGCAUCAUCCCUGGCCAUACCAUUCAGCACAUUUGCUUUUAAAAAUAACCGCAAUUAAGGUGUUAUAGCCCUUGCACUUCAAGAGAUCAAGCCUCUACUUUCAGCUGCCUGUUAGGUCAGUUCUCUUUACUAAGGUAGAUGUUAAAAAUUCCAUGCACUUCAAAAUAGUCUCAACCAAAUUUAGUCUAGCCUAUCUCGAUUAGAUUUAUUAAGUUUGGCCCACAGCAGAUAACAGGGACAAAGAAUUUGCCUUAAUAAAUUGCUUCAUUGUUUCCUCAAAGUUUAGACUGUGAGUUGUAAGCCCCCAGACUACUCUCCUGGGGGUAAGAACUACAUUUCUCAAGGUCUUGUGAUUCUCUGAGCACAUUAUUCCAGGACUUGUAAUUCUCCAAGGUGCUUGGCAGGGCUGUGUACCCUAUGGGGCACUCGGUACCUUUUGUGAGACCUUGCUGAUGAGACCCUAAAAAAAAAAACCCUUAAAACCUAUUAUUAAAAUGUAGCAAAACUGG
Condylura cristata (star-nosed mole) is the source of this 2823-nucleotide messenger RNA. It is a transcript of the gene AIDA, whose product is annotated as axin interactor, dorsalization associated. The record is from RefSeq and is a predicted model, not a curated record. The transcript has 10 exons. Gene Ontology annotation, biological process: determination of ventral identity. Gene Ontology annotation, cellular component: membrane. Bases 207 to 1127 code for a protein of 306 amino acids. Gene Ontology annotation, molecular function: phosphatidylinositol binding. NCBI's taxonomy places the organism in Eukaryota, Metazoa, Chordata, Mammalia, Eulipotyphla, Talpidae.